GUUCCCGCACCACGUGGCCACAGGAAACCGGCGGCGCUGACAGCGGCGAGGGCGCGUGCUCUGCUGAGAUCUUUCACGGCACGUAAAGUUACGCUUAAAUUUUGUUUUUUAACAGGGCGAAAAAAUGUCUGUUUUUCCUACUGAUAUUUUCCGAGCACCUGAAAUAACAGUUUCGACUUUGAGAAACACUGAGUUGUAAUCUGGCAUCUCGUUAGCAUAGUUUUAACUUCCUGGAGAAGUUGAAUUUGGCAAUGAUGUGAUCAGUCAUGUCACUGUUGACUGUGUGUGCGCGCGCGUGUGGCGUUUUUGUUUAGAUUUCUGUGACAGUUUACGUAUGUAAAUGCAUUAGCUGCCACGGUUUGUGCCAGAAGAGGAUUGCUUUGGAAAAGCUUCGGAAAUAAUAACUUUGUUCGCUGGUGAAUGAGAGAAGAUCAUGUGUCUGUGUGAAGCGGAGUCCGAGUAACUCCGCUGAUUAAUGAUUUCAUACAUUCCGGCGCGCCGCUCGAGCCCCUUCUUCGUGCUCCGGAGGACAUCGCCCGCUCCGCUCGUCCCGCAGCAGUAGAGUUAUUAUUAUGCCCGCCGAGAACGGCGCUGUGGCGGACGGCGAAAUGAAGGAGGACGAUGAGGAGCAGCGCGACCGUGAGGCCGAAGCCGGCGGCGGGGGACCGGCGGCGGCGGCGGCGGCGGCAGCGGGGACGAGCCGCGCGGAAGCGGCCACCCGCCUCUAUCGGCGCCGAUGGCUCAUCGUGCUACUCUUCAGCUCUUACUCCCUGUGCAACUCCUUCCAAUGGAUUCAGUACGGCAUAAUUAACAACAUCUUCAUGAAGUUCUACGGAGUGGACUCUUUCGCCAUUGACUGGAUGUCCAUGAUCUACAUGUUGACUUACAUCCCCUGCAUAUUUCCAGUCACGUGGCUGCUGGACAAGCAGGGGCUGCGGGUGGUCGCGCUGCUGGCGGCCGCGCUCAACUGCACCGGUACGUGGAUCAAGGUGUCCAGCGUGAGACCCGACCUCUUCUGGGUCACGGCGCUCGGCCAGUUCACCUGCUCGCUCGCUCAGGUGUUCAUUCUGGGAAUGCCGUCCCGCAUCGCCUCCGUGUGGUUCGGCUCGCACGAGGUCUCCACCGCCUGCUCCAUCGGGGUCUUUGGAAACCAGCUUGGCAUUGCCAUCGGCUUCCUGGUGCCCCCCAUGCUUGUGCCCAACAUAGACGACAUGGACCAGCUUGCUUACCAUAUCAGCAUCAUGUUCUACAUGACUGCUGGCGUGGCUACUUUCCUCUUCAUCCUGGUGGUGACUGUUUUUGAGGAGCAGCCCGCCACCCCCCCUACGCAAGCGCAGGCAGCGGCUCGCUCUCUGUGCCCCGAGCAGUACUCCUAUACGGCUUCGAUCCUGCGCCUGCUGCACAACAGGCCCUUUGUCCUCCUCAUCGUCACCUACGGACUGAACGUGGGUUGUUUCUACGCCGUUGGCACAAUGCUGAACAGAAUGAUCAUUGAACAUUACCCUGGACAGGAGCUGAACGCCGGUAGGAUCGGCCUGACCAUCGUCAUCGCCGGGAUGUUCGGCUCUCUCCUCUCCGGCAUCUGGCUGGACAGAACAAAGACCUACAAACAGACUACUCUGGCUGUGUACCUCAUGUCCUUUGUGGGGAUGCUGGUGUUCACCUUCACCCUGGACCUGGGUCACCUCUGGGUGGUGUUCCUCACCGCGGCCAUACUAGGCUUCUUCAUGACCGGCUACCUGCCACUGGGCUUUGAGUUCGCCGUGGAGAUGACGUACCCCGAGUCGGAGGGCACCUCCUCAGGACUGCUCAACUGCUCAGCUCAGGUGUUUGGAAUCCUAUUCACCAUCAGCCAAGGGAAGAUCAUCGACUCCUUCGGCACACGGGCUGGAAACAUGUUCCUAUGUGUCUUCCUUCUUAUAGGCACCAUCAUCACAGGUUUCAUCAAAUCUGACCUUCGUAGGCAGCAGGCAAACCAGCAAGUCAACUCAGCUGAGCUGACAAAUCAUGUGGAGGGUGAAGCCUCCCUGCUCACAGUCCUCAAUAAGACUGACAUGUAGCACCCGCGAGACUACUGUCAGCAGCUGCCAAAAGACACGCGUCUGAAACAGGCACACCUUUCCUUGCCAGAAACACACACAGAAAUGUGUUUCCUUGGAGAGCGAUAUCGCCUGCACACCAGCAGAGAAUGUCACCCUGUGACAAGCUCUUGCAUAUGAUCAUCCAUCCAUCCAUCCAUC
Scleropages formosus (Asian bonytongue) is the source of this 2240-nucleotide messenger RNA. Its product is annotated as feline leukemia virus subgroup C receptor-related protein 2-like. Gene Ontology annotation, biological process: heme export; transmembrane transport. The record is from RefSeq and is a predicted model, not a curated record. Lineage: Eukaryota; Metazoa; Chordata; Actinopteri; Osteoglossiformes; Osteoglossidae. Gene Ontology annotation, molecular function: heme binding; heme transmembrane transporter activity. Gene Ontology annotation, cellular component: membrane. Bases 573 to 2060 code for a protein of 495 amino acids. The transcript is spliced from 10 exons.